Molecule: messenger RNA, 2879 nt
Organism: Zerene cesonia (dogface butterfly)
Lineage: Eukaryota; Metazoa; Arthropoda; Insecta; Lepidoptera; Pieridae
Product: dnaJ homolog subfamily C member 5-like
Exons: 2
Coding region: 153-761 (202 amino acids)
Biological process (GO): regulation of neuromuscular synaptic transmission
Cellular component (GO): type Is terminal bouton
Source: RefSeq, a predicted model, not a curated record
AUAAUCUGUGGAUGCUGGUGUGAAUGCGAAAAACUGAUAGGUACCUACAGUAAAAGAAAUAGAUUAAAGAUUGUCUAAUGAUUGUGCUUGUGGUGUGAGUAAUUAAUUAAGUUUAGCAGUAAAUUGUCCCUCUCCAUUUACAUAAUUUUAAAAUGGAUAAAAGAAAGUUAUCGACUGCGGGAGAUAGUCUCUAUCAAAUAUUACAAGUACCCAAAACCGCAACGGCUGAUGAUGUCAAGAAAAGUUAUCGUAAAUUGGCUUUAAAAUAUCACCCAGAUAAAAAUCCGAAUAAUCCUGAAGCAGCAGAUAAAUUUAAAGAGGUAAAUCGUGCUCACACAAUCCUGAGCGAUGCUACUAAAAGGAAUAUUUAUGACAACUACGGCUCUCUCGGACUUUACAUCGCAGAACAAUUUGGAGAGGAAAACGUCAACGCCUAUUUUGUCGUUACAAGCACUUGGUGCAAAGCAUUGUUUGUUGUAUGUGGUAUUUUGACCGGUUGUUACUUCUGCUGCUGCUUAUGUUGCUGCUUUAAUUGCUGCUGUGGAAAAUGUAAACCCCGCCCUCCAGAAGAAUCCGGUGACUAUCAUACGUUGGAGCGUGAUGACUCAGAUGGUGUGCAGCCGGUAACAAUGCAACCCGGUGGAGAAGGGCGUCCCAGUGGCGAACAAGCGCCACCAAUUGCGAUGCCUGCUCCCCCUGCUCCUGGCGUGUCAGAAAAUACCGGCCUCAACACAGGAAGCAGUAUUCCAAAAUACACUUGAAGUGUUUUCACCUAGUCUAAAGUAAAAUGUAAGAGAAAGAGGAACUGACUAUAACCACCACAAUUGCAACUUAUGUAAGCCUUAACUUAGAUUUUUUUAUGUAAUUUUUAUUUCUUAAUAUAGUUUUUUUUUUUGUAUAUUUAUUUUAAUUUCCUUAUUUAUGAUUAAAAUUAAAUUUUGUUGAAUAAACUGUUUAUUGUUAUUAACAAAUGUAAAAUUAGACUUAUCACUGGCUAGCAUCACUGGCGUAAAAACCACAUAAUAAAUAUAAAAAGGUUGCUUAAAAUAUAAUGUUAAUAUUUAUUUAAUUAAUAGAAAAUUUUGUUAUAUAAACCAUUUGUGUCACGUCUAUCGUAAUAAAGAAAGUAUAACAAUCAAUUUGGAUCAAUGUAGGCUUCCUAUCUAAAGGUGUAUUUUUAACAGAAAACGAAUGUUACAAAAGUUAAGUACUUUUUUAAUCUCUAUUAAUGAGUUCGGCGAUUUCGUAUUUGAACCAAAUAAGUUAUGUGCACAAUGAAAGCUUUUAGAAACAUUCCAUCUGACAAAAAAAAAAACAUUUGGACUCAGGAAACCAGUCCUGAAAUAUUUCAAUAAAAUUAAAAAAAGGUUCGCAUUGAUUAUCUAGUUAUAUAACAAUUUAUAACUAGCUAUUCGCCCAUAGUAAAUACAAAGCCUAUGUUAGUCGGUGAAGUUGCAGCUUUCGAAUGGUGAAUUAUUUUUAAAAACAAUCUAGUAGUUUUUGUGUUAAACAUUACGAACAAACUUAUAUACAAAUCUUUCCUCUUUAUAAUAUCUAGUAUAGAUUAUAGAAAAUUGUUUAUUUCGCCAGUUGGUUAUAACUCCUAUAAAGAGAAGCUGUCUUAGCGGUAGCGGUACAAUAUUUUGGACGUGUUAACUUUCUUAAAAUAUCUAUUUUUGAGCCAUUAUAAAAUAAAAUUGGCAUAAAACAACUCCAUAACGGAAUUUACGCAUACCUACUUGGCAAUGUCGCUGCCGCUGGAGCGGAAAUAUGUUGAUUCGUUUGCCCAAAUAUAGCGUUUAAGCGGAAUUAUUUUUCUAGAUGUCCAAUAAUACAUCCAUUAUGUAAUAGAUUAAUGAUACAUAUAAUAAUCUGAUUUAUUUUUCUCUAAUUUAGCUACCUUCUGGGAUGAAAAAUUAAUAAUAGGUAUUGAUGUUGAUUUCAUGUUUGAUUUUGCAGUAUCUUAGUAAAUCAGUAAUAUAAUGAAAAUUCCGUAUCUCGUUCUUGUGUGCAUUAAUAUAAAUAAUUAUUAUACAGAUAGUUAUUGUUAUACAUGAUAUUUGCAAGUUUAAGCUUGAAAUUUAUAAAAGCUACUAAUAUGUUGUCUAGUAGGUACGUAGGAAAUGUUGUCCUAGAUAAUAUUAUGUAUAUUGUUCAUUUAAUAAAUCUGUGGUGUUUUUGAAUCGUAAACUGCUUUAAGUUUGUACUGUUUUGGUACAACGGUACGGAACUUCUGCAACGAUAAUACAUAGUUUGUAUACCUACUUCGAUAAAAUUGCAUACCUUAUUCCUUAUUUAUUGGUAAUAUGAUAGAUAGGGUAAUAAGGAUUUCAAAAUUUUGAGCGUCAUAAACGUAAUAAUAUUUAACUAUGAUUAUGAAAAAUAAAGUAGACUAUAUUCGAAAAGCCUGACAUGCAGGCAUGCUGCUAGAAAUUUGCAUCAUAUUAAAAUGCGAAUUAAAAAUUUACAGUUUUUGUCGUUUAAAUAUUGGACUAUUUCAAAGAUAUCAUACAUGAACAUUGUAAACAAAAAUGUGUAAUAUUCAUGCUUUGUUUCUGGACAUUGGAAACAAUGUAUGUAAGUACUUGGUUUCAUUGUAUUGUUAGGGAGUAAGUAAUAUGAACAUACUACCAAGUGUACGUAUUAUUGUAAUGUAUUUUUAAUCCAAUUUAACCACAUUUUAUAAAUUUUUGGCUAUUUAAAAUCCACUACACAUACCUAUCUAUAUUAAGAUCCUAUUUCCUAUACGCAACAAAAACUAAGAAAUGUAACUUAAACUUGUUUUCAAACCGGUACUUGUCACCUGCUUGUGCUAUUUGUAGGCGAAGUAUGUAUCGUCAGAAUGUAAAUUGUUAUGAAUAAAUAAUUUCAAAUUCGAA